GCCGGGCCGGAGCCUCGGGAACAGGCGGUACCCGCGCAGUGCCGGGUUCCGCCGCCCCGCUCCUCCUGCCCGCCGCCCUCCCCGCAGGCCCGGGCGCCGCUUUCCGGCGGGAGGGUCGCGUUUCCCGGUCGGUGGUGCCGCCCCUCGUCACCGGGGAUGCCCCGCUGACCGCGGGCUCUGUGCCCGCUCCCGCCUGGCCCGCGGUUCCUGUGGCGUGCCCCGCUCCCCUCGUGGUGCUGCCGGAGCGUUCGUGGCUCAGCUGCAGGCGCGGUGUCUCACACAGCGCUCCGGGCGGCCCUGGGAGAGGCGAACCUGCUGAUUUACAUAGCGGGGCCUCCGUAUUUCAGUAAUCCUGCUGGGUUUGACCCUCCUGUGGUUGUAUGUGCUGGGGCUGAGUUACCGCCCUGGUGAACCGCCUCUUGCUGCCAAGAUAAUCCCGUACACACAGCCUGGCGUUUCUGUUUACGCUGCAAGGAUCUCCAGGAGUGUCAUGUAACAGCUGGAAGUUUUCAUGUGAAAACAGAAAAUGGCUUCAAGAGGAACAACAGAGACCACCAAACUAAAACAAAACUUGGAGGAGCAGUUGGACAGAUUAAUGCAGCAGCUUCAAGAUCUGGAAGAAUGCAGAGAGGAGCUGGAUGCAGAUGAGUAUGAGGAGACCAAAAAAGAAACUCUGGAGCAGCUGAGUGAGUUCAACGACUCCCUGAAGAAGAUCAUGUCUGGAGAUAUGACUUUGGUGGACGAGCUCAGUGGGAUGCAACUGGCAAUACAAGCAGCCAUCAGCCAAGCCUUUAAAACCCCCGAAGUGAUCAGACUGUUUGCAAAGAAGCAGCCCAGGCAACUGAGGACGAGGUUGGCAGAGAUGGACCGAGACUUGAUGGUUGGGAAGUUGGCACGAGACCUGUACACCCAGCAGAAAGUGGAAAUCCUGACUGCCCUCAGGAAGCUUGGUGAGAAGCUCACUGGGGAUGAUGAGAUGUUCUUGUCAGCAAAUGCUGGUACAGCCCUGAGCCAGUUUGAGAGAGUCUCCACUGACCUUGGUUCAGGAGACAAAGUCUUUGCUCUAGCAAGUGUUGAAGUAGAAAAGGCAAAGCAAUGAAGAGGUGUGUGGGGCUCGUGUCUCUCCACUUAUCAACAGCACUGGACUUCUGUCACACUGCAUUUGGUUUUUCUAUUUCCAACAUGUUGAAAAAAAAAAACAAAAACGAAGCAAAGCAAAAAAACACCCAAACCCUAAACCUUCUGGGUUCUUAACCAGAAGAUGUGAAGUGUUUUAAACAGCCUUAAGUGCACUUUGGAACCUUGGUGUCUGUACCCCUUAAGCUCUGAGGCUGAACACUAAGUGGAACUCUAGAAACAAAAGCAUGGGUAUGUUUGUCUUUGGAAAGAAUCAGCUGUUUUGAACUUUUCUGAAUGUGUAUUUCUCUAACUAUUAAAACUUAAAUCUUUUUGCA
This is a messenger RNA of Myiozetetes cayanensis, 1454 nucleotides long. It is a transcript of the gene LZIC, whose product is annotated as leucine zipper and CTNNBIP1 domain containing. The record is from RefSeq and is a predicted model, not a curated record. Gene Ontology annotation, molecular function: beta-catenin binding. The coding region runs from base 527 to 1099 and encodes 190 amino acids. The transcript has 7 exons. NCBI's taxonomy places the organism in Eukaryota, Metazoa, Chordata, Aves, Passeriformes, Tyrannidae. Gene Ontology annotation, biological process: negative regulation of Wnt signaling pathway. Gene Ontology annotation, cellular component: cytosol; nucleus; beta-catenin destruction complex.